UGCACAUGCGCGGAUUGGUCGAAUCGUAUCGUAAAAGGCAACAGAGCAGUGUAGUCUUUAAUUAUGCGGUAAUUCCUUCAGUUUCACGUUUGUACAUAUUCGUCUAAGGUGUGACAAACUAAACUUUAUUCAUUCUUGGUGUCAGGAUGAACUUUGAAGCUUCUGAGGCUAACUUAGCCUGCUAGUUAGCUUAGCUUGCUAGCUGCUAAUAAAGAAACACGGAAGUUAUCAACACAUCGCUAAGUAGACACAAGUUGUUAUAAAGAAAGAUAGAGUACGACGAGGAACAUUCUCGAACAAAAGAAGAGAACUAGCGACAACGUCAACUACUGGACGCUGUUUUCAAGAAGCAUCAAGUUGUUGCACAGAACAGACGUCUGUGAAGAACAUCUUCUUCCCCGGCAGCAGGAGUGGAAUUCCAGGAUGGAGCAGGAGCAACCACAGCCCCCCCAUAUUAAAAAGGAAGAGGCCGUGCCACAUCCCCCCCACAUUAAAGAGGAAGAAUAUCCCCCCCACAUUAAAGAGGAAGAUGAGGGGCUACAGCCCCCCCACGUUAAAGAGGAAGACGGCAUCAGUCAGAAUGGAGAUCAUCUUGAAGGACUGGAGGAGGUUGAUAUCCUCAAGAUGCCAUCGAUUUAUGUCAUUGUGAAGAAAGAAGAUGAUGAGAUCAAAAGUGAAAGUGAGGAGAAGAGAGAGGUGGAGCCUCCAAGCAGCAGCUCAAUUCAACACAAGACAACAGAAGCUGAUGGAGACCACUGUGGAGGAUCACAAGCAGACAAGCUCUUAGCUCCACUAUCAGAUAGUGAUGACAUGACGUCACACUCUCCUGACACUGAUGAUGAAGACUCUGAAGCUGAUACAACAUGUCACACUGACAACACACACUUUGAAUGUUCUCACUGUGGCAAAACCUUUAAUCGCCAUUGUAAUCUGAAAAGACACAUGAGAACACACACUGGUGAAAAACCUUUUAUCUGUUCAAGCUGUGGUAAAAGCUUUACCCAAAAUAAUCAUUUGAAAACACACAUGAGAACACACACUGGUGAAAACCCCUUUUCUUGUUCAAUCUGCUGUAGAAGUUUUGGACAAAAAGAUAAGUUGAAAAGACACAUGAGAACACACACUGGUGAAAAACCUUUUUCAUGUUCAAGCUGUGGUAAAGGUUUUACACAAAAAGAUAAGUUGAAAAGACACAUCAGAACACACACGGGCGAAAAACCUUUUUCCUGUUCUAUCUGUGGUAAAGGUUUUACACAAAAUAUUCAUUUGAAAACACACAUGACAAUACAUACUGGUGAAAAACGUAUCGCAUGUUCAAUUAGUGCUAAAGGUUUUGUACGAAAUGUUAAAAGACACAUGACAACACACACUGGAAAAAAAACUAUCUGUUCAAUCUGUGGUAAAGGUUUUGUACGAAAUAUGAAUUUUAAAAUACACAUGAGAACACACACUGGUGAAAAACCUUUUUCUUGUUCAAGUUGUGGCAAAUGUUUUAUACAAAAUAGGGAUUUGAGAAGACACAUGAGAACACACACUGGUGAAAAACCCUUUCCUUGUUCAAGCUGUGGCAAAUGUUAUAUACAAAGUUGGGAUUUGAAAACACACAUGAGAACACACACUGGUGAAAAACCUUUUAUCUGUUCAGUCUGUGCUAAAGGUUUUACACGUAAACAGCACUUGAAAAAACACAUGAGAAUACACACUGGUGAAAAACCUUUUUCCUGUUCAAUCUGUGCUAAAGGUUUUGUACAAAGAUACACGUUGGAAAGACACAUAAGAACACACACUGGUGAGGAAGUGUGACGAAAGAUUAUCUCAAAAGUACACACAAGUGAGAAUAUCCGCAACAAUUGAAGCUGCAGGGUUAAAAAAAAAAAAGUCAAAACUUUAAAAUAGACCCAACAACAUCACUACAUAUAACAUGUGUGACAUCAUUGUUGUGUAACAGAGUCUUGUUAAUAUGUUUCUACCGUUUUAAGAUCAGAUUUGUUUAGCUUAGUGGUUUAAGUAUUAAACAUUAGUUUACAACAUAGUGUACAUUUAUUUAAAAUGAAUUAAUUUCCUUGAUUGAAAAGGUCCACACUGACUGACGUAUCUUAUUUUUUACUACCCUUAUAUUUACUUUUUUAUUUGUUUUAGAAUUAAACGGAACAAACCAUAUGUUACAUAAAAUUGUAUGUGUAUAUAGAAUAGAUAAUCAAAAUUCUGUGUUGUAUUUUCUCAUAAUAAUUUUUUAAAUGUAUGAAGUGUGUUGUACAUUUUCAUUUCUAAUUGUAAAUUAUUCCAUAUAUUAACUUUUUUAUAUGAUAUGCAUGUUUUGUUUUUGAGUACACAAAUCUUUCAGUUCAUAUUUGGUUUACUUCUGGACCACUUCUGGAAGCAUUUUAUCAUGUACUUUAUACAUGAUUUGAGCAGUUGCGUAUUCUACAAGAUUAUUUACUUUUAACAUGUCCUCACCCCAUGUUUGACCUUUUUCCCACCUUUACAUGGCACCACCUUUGCAGCGACCCAUCAAUGUUUUUAUUCUGUGUGCCCUGUAUGAUGUAUGUCUGAUUUUGAACGGGU
Messenger RNA from Entelurus aequoreus (snake pipefish), 2565 nucleotides. RefSeq names its product gastrula zinc finger protein XlCGF57.1-like. Gene Ontology annotation, biological process: regulation of transcription by RNA polymerase II. The transcript has 3 exons. The record is from RefSeq and is a predicted model, not a curated record. Gene Ontology annotation, cellular component: nucleus. Lineage: Eukaryota; Metazoa; Chordata; Actinopteri; Syngnathiformes; Syngnathidae. Gene Ontology annotation, molecular function: RNA polymerase II cis-regulatory region sequence-specific DNA binding; DNA-binding transcription activator activity, RNA polymerase II-specific. Bases 424 to 1803 code for a protein of 459 amino acids.